AUGAGUGAGGAGAGCAGCGAGAAUUCACCUAAGGAGUCCCAAGAAGGUGAUGCAGCAGGUGACACUGAGGAGUCAUCUACAGCCACCGAUGCCAGUGAUUCUCUCACGACUGGACAAAACCUAGCCUCAGCAGUUGACCAGGCCCAUUCCGUGAGCACCGUCGUAAGUCCAGAUGAAAGGGAGGACACAGCAGCGCCCAAACGACUUCGCCGUCCACCAGUGGGCAGAGUGCGUUUCAACCUGAACAGCGAGAACCAGACUAGGAUGAUCACGUCUGGUAACAGCUCUGGUUUUUCUUGUGCGGAAGACGGAAAUCACGAUGGGCAUGUCCAUAUACACAUUGUGCGCACGGACGUUUUCAACAUUUCUAACUACGACGUUGCCACUCUGCCAACUAAGAAGAGGUCGUUCGGUCAGUGGCUCACGGACAACCAGCACGUAGAAGAUCACAUCUUGUUCCUCGUCAGCCUCGUCUUCGCCGGCAGCAUGAUAAUGACGCUUACAUUCGCCUGGAUCGAGGUUGACACUGCCCUGGCAAACAUCUCCUGGGCGUUCGCUACGCCCGUGAUCUUUUUGAUCGCCACGCAGACCUGCUUCUGGCUCUUGACUGCAAUUUAUGCCCUUUGGUAG
Molecule: messenger RNA, 630 nt
Organism: Rhipicephalus microplus (southern cattle tick)
Lineage: Eukaryota; Metazoa; Arthropoda; Arachnida; Ixodida; Ixodidae
Source: RefSeq, a predicted model, not a curated record